CUCAUCAUGGCCUUGUCGAUCCUGGGAAUAGCAUUCGGUAUCGGUCUGAUUGUCGGGUCAGGACAGUCCAUAUCGGAAAAGCUGGCUUUCCAAAGCUUCGCCCUUGGACUCCCUCAAUACGGUGUCCAUCUUUUCAACAAGCCCUGGUUCAUGUCUCUGAUGAUGUUUUCGGGCAUGUUCCUAGCCCUCGUAGUAUUCUAUGUACGCGUUCUAGUAGCUCGGGUUUCGGGCAAGCCUUACUCCUCCCCAACUCGUAGGACCUGGUUGGCUAUAUUUUUCCCGGCAUGUUUCGACUUGGUUGGAACCUCAUUCCAGGCGGUCGGUUUGGUCUACACGCCCGUUUCUGUAUUCCAAAUGCUCAAGGGAAGCAUCAUAGUUUUCUCUGCAGCUCUGUCUGUGAUAUUUCUAAAACGCAAGAUGUACAGAAAUCACUGGGGUGGUGUAAUUAUUUGUGUUAUCGCCCUUAGCCUGGUCGGGUCCUCCUCGAUUUUCUCGAGAGACUCCCAAGCGGUGAGCUUUUCUGCUGGUGAAGUUAUUACCGGUAUUUGCUUUAUCAUUGGCAGCCAAGUUGUGUGUGCUUCCCAAUACGUCGUAGAGGAAUUCCUUUUGAAGGGCGGUGCCGUACCACCCCUCGCUCUAGUAGGCAUUGAAGGUAUCUGGGGCCUCCUUGUAAUGGCAUGUAUAGUACUACCAGUGAUGCAACAUGUACCGGGCAAAGACGUAGGUGGGGUUUUCGAGAACGCCUCUGAUGCUUUUGCGAUGAUGGGCGACUCUAAGAUGGUCCUUGGUGGUGUCCUCGGCUAUGCUUUGAACACUUUCGCGUAUAAUAUCUGCGCUGUUAAUGUUACUAACUCUGCCUCUGCUAUCCACACCACUAUGCUUGAUUCUACUAGGACUAUUCUUAUCUGGCUCUGUUCUGUUAUAAUGUACUAUAUGAGUGAUGAUCACUCGUUCGGUGAGCCGUUAACGCCGUACUCGCUCAUACAGCUCGCUGGCUUCGUCCUACUCGUCUAUGGUGUGCUUGUCUACGACAAUAUCGUGCGUCUCCCGUUCGGCCUGGCUGGCACUGAGAAGGUUAAUCCGUCUCGGGCUCCCAUGUCGAUGUCGAUGUCUGCUGGUACUCCUCUCGAGCGAAAGCCAUUCGUUAUGGACGACUCAGCCAACUCAAUUUUAUCGUCUAUGUCGAAUAGUGCUCGUCCUCGUCGUGUUACCGUGAAGACUGAUGUUCAUGAGCCGUUACUUAAUAAUGCUGAUACACGGGUGUAAUUGAUGUACUCUGCCACCGAUUCGCGGCCUCACUUCCUGUUGAUCGCGGUGGUUACAUCAGCCGCCUCUGUACUUCUACUGAGAAACACGAACCUCACCUUUCUGAUUCGAAUGUCGCUACUACUUCGAGUGGUUCAAUGUUCCUCAUUGAGUGCUGUACAGUUGAGCUGUGUGCUACUGCUUGUCUACCGGAAGUAGAGUUUGUUGAUGCUACCAAUAAUAUCCCCUGCUAUCAGUACUAUGUCUUAUCGUGAAUAUAAUCCGACCAAUAUUUCCCUUGAA
Messenger RNA from Perkinsus marinus ATCC 50983, 1548 nucleotides. RefSeq lists its product as hypothetical. NCBI's taxonomy places the organism in Eukaryota, Perkinsozoa, Perkinsida, Perkinsidae. Gene Ontology annotation, molecular function: transmembrane transporter activity. The record is from RefSeq and is a predicted model, not a curated record. The transcript is spliced from 3 exons. Gene Ontology annotation, biological process: transmembrane transport. Gene Ontology annotation, cellular component: membrane. The coding region runs from base 7 to 1266 and encodes 419 amino acids.